UGGGGGGGUUCACAUGACAUGAUGAGAGUCAUAAGCCAGUUGGGCAAGGUCUUCUUGGUGCUGGGGAAGACAGAAUGGAGCAAUCAUAUUCAUGGGAGAAUUGGGCUCUUGACAAGGAAAUGGGGGAGGAUGAGGAGGAGUUCCUUCGCGACAUCCUUAGUAAACCGGCUUUUUCUUCCGAGAGUGAAAGUCAAGCACCAGUUGUCUCAUGCUCUGCCAAAAGCAAAAGGGCUCCGAUGACAUACAUUUUGUCUUUUGAUAACUCCACCAUAACACCAGCACCUUCUUCCCCCCCCACCCUAGAGGCCCAACCUGGAAAGAGGGCUAAAAGAGCUUCCCACAUUAUGGCUGAAAGAAAAAGGAGACAGCAACUCACCCAGAGCUUCAUUGCACUUUCAGCCACCAUCCCUGGCUUGAACAAGAAGGACAAGAGUUCUAUGCUUGGCAAAGCAAUUGAUUACGUGAAACAACUUCAAGAACGCGUGACGGAGCUUGAACAGAGAAAGAAGAGAGGCAAAGAAUCGAUGAUAAUCCUCAAGAAGAGUGAAGCAAAUUCUGAGGAUUGCUGUAGAGCCAACAAAAUGCUCCCUGAUGUUGAAGCAAGAGUGACGGAGAAUGAGGUACUCAUUGAGAUCCAUUGCGAGAAGGAAGAUGGGCUUGAGCUGAUCAAAAUAUUGGACCACCUUGAAAAUCUUCAUCUCUGUGUCACCGCCAGCAGCGUAUUGCCCUUUCGGAAUUCAACUCUUAGCAUCACUAUUAUCGCUCAGGUAUAGGUAUCCAUUUGUGGAAGGUCAUUUAAGCUUUCCUGAGAAUAUGACAUGGAUUACUUCAGCACUGUAGCGUUCGAUACUUGAACUUUGGCUCAAGGCAUUUUCUCUACUCCUUAUUACCUUGAAAAAGCAGGGGCACAUUGCAUCCUUGAACCGAUGACCAUCUUUCGGCUAACCUAGCCUCCAUCCCUCGAGAUCACAAAGGAUAGUACAAGAAUAUUCACCAGUUGUUCAUACAUCCUUCCGCUAUGAUGUAAAGAGACUAAAUAUGUGUAAAUCAUGACUCAAAAACGACCAAAGGAUACGGAAGAGUACAACUUAUAAUAAAAUAA
This is a messenger RNA of Glycine soja, 1102 nucleotides long. RefSeq names its product transcription factor bHLH25-like. The record is from RefSeq and is a predicted model, not a curated record. Gene Ontology annotation, molecular function: protein dimerization activity. The coding region runs from base 75 to 773 and encodes 232 amino acids. The transcript is spliced from 4 exons. NCBI's taxonomy places the organism in Eukaryota, Viridiplantae, Streptophyta, Magnoliopsida, Fabales, Fabaceae.